Molecule: messenger RNA, 276 nt
Organism: Knipowitschia caucasica
Lineage: Eukaryota; Metazoa; Chordata; Actinopteri; Gobiiformes; Gobiidae
Source: the annotation of a GenBank genome assembly
AUGGGAUGUCCCAGAGCGUUGGCCUCUAUCCUGCCCCUGUGGUUGUUCUUUGGGAGAGCAGCGGCCAACACUCUUCAUGAGCCGGAGCUCUGUUAUAUUCUGGACGGAAUCCUCUUCCUGUACGGACUGGUCCUGACCACGCUGUACUGCAGGCUCAAGAUCAUGAGUUAUAAGAAUCCACCAGCCGCAAAACCAAAGAAGGGCGCUAACGACGGGAUCUAUGAAGGUCUGACUCAGCCCGCCGACACGUACGAGACCAUCGGGAUGAAGACCUAA